This is a messenger RNA of Paramecium pentaurelia, 366 nucleotides long. The record is from the annotation of a GenBank genome assembly. Lineage: Eukaryota; Ciliophora; Oligohymenophorea; Peniculida; Parameciidae.
AUGUAUGAGCAAGCAUCGUUUGCUGAUAUUCCUAUAUUUACUUUGUUAUGUGCUUUAUUCAGGGAACAGGUAGAUAUAAAGAAAUUGUUCCAAAAUUUGUCAGUUGAUUUUUAAUUAUGGUGUUAACCCUUCAACCAGACAAACAGCUUUAAAUGUUGUAGGGAUUAUUAUAUUAUCCAAAAUAAUUCUGGUGGUGAUAUCCUAUGCAGAUUCAUAGGGCUUGGUGCCUUUAGGGUCGAAUAAUCAGGACUUAAAAAGCCAUCAAACAUGCCCUAAAUAAAAAUAGUUUCUAGCUAAAUCGACUCGAAUAACAAACUCUAGACUAAAACUUCUCCAAAAAUUCUUAAUACAAGAAUGAGAGCUUGA